This is a messenger RNA of Hymenoscyphus albidus, 1014 nucleotides long. The record is from the annotation of a GenBank genome assembly. NCBI's taxonomy places the organism in Eukaryota, Fungi, Ascomycota, Leotiomycetes, Helotiales, Helotiaceae.
AUGAGCUACCCAGCAGAGAUCACCAAGUGGUUUCAGUCCGCGUUCGCCACCGACUUCAAAAACACCUGCACCGCGUCUUGGACGCCCGGUUCAUGGAAAAACUACGAACCACUCUUCGUCCAGUUGUUUAACAGAACCCUUACGACUGUCGCGGAUCUGUCGAUAGAGUUCCUGGCCACGAAGGUCCUCGCACGAGAAAGCCACUAUAGCCACACCCGUGACCAGCAAUGCCAUCUUCGUACUUCACAAGAGUUGGCUCAGCAUUUGAUAUUCGAGCGCUUCAACACCGACUUUGAGUAUCAGAGUGUCGCGUCGCUAUUUUUGACUGCCUUCUUUCAAGCCGGAUACCUAGCCCUCUUGGUCAGCAGACUCGAAGACACCUGGGCUCAAAAUCCUGGUAACCAUCGCAAGCACGGAUUGGAGUCCUCGACGGGAGAGAUGAAUCGCCGCCUUCCCAGACAGCCGAACAACUUGCGCCACGUGUUAGCACAACCUCCUGUGGGAUCAGGACGAUUUGAGUCAACCCUAUCGAUGUCCACGCCACCCCAUUCCAGUCUAUUCGGUCUUGGCGUUGGUGAAGGUCGAGGUUAUACCAACGACCAUAAGACAUUGCCACCAUACAAGUGCCAAUACUCGCCCCAUAUUCAAUACGCAGAUGCCGAGUACACAUCACCCGAGGCCAGUCUUGGAUUCCCCCCCCUUGACACUGACGCAACUGAAGAGGGCCAUUAUUUCGAAGCGCCUCCCUCACAGACAGCUCUGUUUGAAUUUCCACUCUGCGAUCGGAUUUUGAUGGUUCAUUUCCCAGCGAUCGAUCAGCGUGAUUUCUCUGUACCGGUAUGCGUCGCUGCACUGGUGGAUGGAGAGGCUCUUUCCCCAGAGGCUUAUGAUUUGCGUUAUGAAUUGGUUAGGCAAUAUCAGCAAUCAUGCAGUAUUGAGGAGUUUGUACACCACGUGGGAGAAGAUCUGGGAAGAAACCCUCACAGAAGCGAUGGUUUGUCAGUUUUAUAUUGA